Colletotrichum abscissum is the source of this 1704-nucleotide messenger RNA. Its product is annotated as monooxygenase. NCBI's taxonomy places the organism in Eukaryota, Fungi, Ascomycota, Sordariomycetes, Glomerellales, Glomerellaceae. The record is from RefSeq and is a predicted model, not a curated record. Bases 1 to 1704 code for a protein of 567 amino acids. Gene Ontology annotation, molecular function: flavin adenine dinucleotide binding; NADP binding; N,N-dimethylaniline monooxygenase activity. The transcript has 4 exons.
AUGGCGAAAACUAUCGACGUCAGCGAGACUGAGAAUGUCUCUUACAGCCAAUUCGCGUGCAUCGGCUCCGGCUUUGCAGCUAUUGGCCUCGGAGCAACGCUGAAGCGAUGGUACGGAAUCGAAGACGUAAAGUUCUUUGAACGGCAUAGCCAGCUAGGUGGAACCUGGUUCAUCAAUCGAUACCCGGGAUGCGCCUGCGAUGUCCCCAGCGCCCUGUACAGCUUCUCCUUCGAGCCCAACCCGCACUGGACGCGAGUCCUGCCGACGUACUCUGAGAUCUGGGAGUACCUCAACAACGUGGCCCACAAGUACAAACUCGUCCGCAACAUGUCGUUCGACGUGCUCGUCGAGCGCUGCGAAUGGAUCGAGGAGCGCGCCCGCUGGCGCCUCUCAAUCCGCCACCUCAAGUCGGGCGCCACCUUCUUCCACGAGUGCCAGUUCCUCUUCGCCGGCACGGGCGCGCUCGUCACACCCAACGACAUUGACGUUCCCGGCGCGGACACCUUCAAGGGCGUGAUUGAGCACACGGGCCGGUGGCGUCCGGACAUCGAGCUCGAGGGGAAGAGGGUCGUGCUCUUUGGCAACGGGUGUACGGCCGCGCAGGUCGUCCCGAGCGUCGUCCACAAGACAAAGUCGCUGACGCAGAUUGUGCGGUCGAAGCACUGGAUCUUCCCGCCCAUUGACAGAAAGGUGCCUGAUGUGAUUCGGUCCGGGCUCAAGACCGUGCCGGGCCUGGCGCGGCUGCUGCGCUUCAUCGUCUUUGCCGCGGCGGAGAGCUCGUUGCAGGGGUUCCCGCUGACGGAAGCUGCGAGCAAGUAUCGAGCUGGACAGAAGAAGGUUGCGGAGGAGUAUAUGCGGUCUACGGCGCCGGCCAAGUACCACGACCUACUGAUCCCGGAGUUCGAGAUUGGGUGUAAGCGGCGCAUCUUCGAUUCCGGAUACCUGAAGAGCCUGCACGCCGAGAAUCUGACGUUGACGAACGAGAAGGCGCUGAAGAUUGUGCCGGAGGGCGUCAGGACGGCAAAGGGGCUGAUUGAGGCCGACGUGAUUAUCCUGGCCAACGGAUACCACACCAACGAGUUCGUUGCCGGGGUCAAUGUGAUUGGGCGCGAUGGCGAGACGAUACCGAGCCAUUGGAAGUCCUUUGGGGGGCCCGAGGGGUAUAACUGUUCGAUGAUGAACAACUUUCCCAACUUUGUCAUGAUUAUGGGCCCCAACGCUGCGACGGGACACACGUCGUCCAUCAUGGCCCUGGAAAACUCCAUCAACUACGCCCUGCGCGUCUUCAAGCCCGCGCUGGAAGGCAGAGCGAGCACUGCGGUGAUCAAACGUGAGGCCGAGGAGGCGUACACCGACACCAUCCAAGACGCCUUGCAGCACAGGGUAUGGAACUCGGGGUGCAGCAGCUGGUACUUUCAAAUGUCGACGGACGGCACCAAGACGUGGAACGCCAUGAGCUAUCCCUACACGCAGGGCUACUUUUGGUAUCGCUGUCUGUUUCCGGUGUGGUCCGACUGGGAGUAUAGCGGACAAACGAGUUCGGUCUCGUCGAUCAAAAAGAGGCAGCCGCGCGCAUUGCUUUUCGUCCUGACUACAUUGCUUGGUCUCGCGGCUUGGGGGACAUUUGACAAGACAGGCUUUGUUGCGGCUGUAGCCCAGGCUCGGAUUUCUUUUGAUGCGCUUGUUUCCUCUAUUCCCAAGUAA